This is a messenger RNA of Ictalurus furcatus (blue catfish), 4525 nucleotides long. It is a transcript of the gene gdap2, whose product is annotated as ganglioside induced differentiation associated protein 2. NCBI's taxonomy places the organism in Eukaryota, Metazoa, Chordata, Actinopteri, Siluriformes, Ictaluridae. The transcript has 15 exons. The record is from RefSeq and is a predicted model, not a curated record. The coding region runs from base 471 to 1949 and encodes 492 amino acids.
UACACAUUCGUAGCACAGUUUUCGUGUCUAGUAUUUAUGGAGAUUAUUGCGACGGUCCCUUACGAGGAGCGUUCCGGAAGUGAACGUGUGGGCUUACUGAGAGUCAGCUGACCGCACGCGCUCCAUAACGCAGAGCAAGUCACUAGAAAUGGCAGAUGUAAUGAGAUGUUAUUAACUGAGAACCUCCUGAGGAAUAGUUUUACAAUGCUGGGAUUCUUGGAAUGUUAUAAAAAAGCGCGUUCACCGUUAGAUUGAAUUAGUUGUGUAUUGUUUAUUGUGUGUUUUGGGGGGAAAUUUGGGUUUAGCUUGGGGUAGAACACUGGGUGUAGACUGCUUCAUCAGGUAUAUACAGGGCUCCUGAUUGGCGCAACACUCGUCCUCUCGCAAUUUCAGCAAUACUCAGGCGACUCGCAGGAAAUACAUAUGCUGUGGUCUCUUCUGAGUUCACCGCUGGCCUGUAGAUCGGCAGCAUGGAUCCAUUAGGCGCUCGCUCUCAGAUCGUGUACGUGGAGACUCUUCCCACCUGGGACCAGCCUGAAGAUGUGUGUGAUGGCAAAGAGGAAGCAAGUUCUCCUAAGAAGGAAGAGGUUGACAAUCUGACUGACGUAAACUCUCUCGUUUCUCCAUUUCCAUUCAGAGAGGAUAUCAACAGGAAAAUUAUGCUAUUCAAAGGUGAUGUGGCACUUUUGAACUGCACUGCCAUUGUGAAUACGAGCAACGAGACCCUUACAGACAAGAACCCGAUCUCAGACAGCAUCCACAGACACGCAGGCCCUGAGCUCAGAGAUGAACUUUUCAAACUGAAAGGAUGUCGGACAGGGGAGGCAAAAAUGACCGAGGGCUUCAACUUGGCUGCACGAUUUGUUAUACAUACAGUUGGCCCCAAAUAUAAAGCCAAGUAUCGCACAGCUGCUGAGAGCUCCUUAUACAGCUGCUAUAGAAAUGUCCUGCAACUUGCCAAAGAGCAUGGCAUGGCCUCUGUGGGUCUCUGUGUGAUCAGUACUGCUAAGAGAGGAUACCCCACCGAAGAUGCUACUCACAUAACCUUCCGGACUGUGCGAAGGUUUCUGGAGACCCAUGGGGAAAGCUUAGAGGCGGUGGUGUUUGCAGUGUCGGAUGCUGAGGAGGCAGUGUAUAGGAAGUUACUGCCUCUUUAUUACCCACGCUCAAAGGAGGAGGAGAGACGCAGCCUGCCUCUACUGCCUGCCGACAUCGGGAACGCAGAGGGGGAGCCGGUGGUGCCCGAGAGGCAGAUCCGCAUAACCGAGAAGCCUGGCAUCCUGGAUGAUGGCUCCGAGGGUGAUUCUGAAGACUCGGACCUAGGACUGGUGGGUAAUCACGCUUUCGCACGAAUGGAAGGAGACGUGGAUAAGCAGCGAAGGCUCAUUCUUCAGGGUCAGCUCUCCGAAGCGACCCAACAGAAGCAGCACCAGAGGAAUUAUAACCGCUGGCUGUGCAGAGCGCGAGCAGAGGACCUCUCGGACAUAGCUGCACUAAAGGCCUUAUAUCAAACCGGUAUUGACAUGUAUGGCAGAACAGUAAUGGUGGUGGUAGGCAGAAACAUUCCAGUAACUCUCAUCGAUAUGGAGAAGGCUUUGCUAUAUUUCAUCCAUGUGAUGGACCACAUCACAGUCAAGGAAUACGUGAUGGUGUAUUUCCACACGCUCACCGGUGAACAUAAUCACCUAGACACCGACUUCCUCAAAAGGCUCUAUGACAUUGUCGAUGUGAAGUUUAAAAAAAAUCUGAAGGCUUUCUACUUUGUUCAUCCCACGUUUCGUUCGAAGGUAUCCACGUGGUUCUUCACUAUGUUCGGUGUUCCUGGGAUGAAGGAGAAGGUCCAUCACAUAGACAACCUGCAGCAGCUCUUCACUUGCAUCCUACCUGAACAGAUCGACAUCCCUCCCUUUGUGCUGGAGUAUGACAGCAGGAUGAAUGGCUCCUACUGAAUUUCCCGCUCAUCAAGCCUAUAAAAUAAACCCGGCAGGUGGUUUUGACUGGGCCUUUAUUGAAUGCCCAGCAUUUGGUUGAGCUCCCAGAAGGACAUGGUUUGCAGUUACAUGAACUCGGUAUGGGUAUGUCGGCAUGGAGAAGUCCGUCCCUUCCAUUACAGUGAUGCAUGUGAAACUGCUAAAGGAGACCGACUCGAUGCCCUCCCUCCUUCCGGUCAAGAAGUUUGCCGCAGUUGCUGUGCUGAGGCUGUUUGCACUGGUAAUAUUUCACUGAUGACUGCAUGUGAUUGAACCGAAAAGCAGAAAGGUACCUUGUUAACUUAAGUGCCUUCAGAUGUCUAUUCAUUUCUAGCAGUGUUAAACACCCCCACCACCACCACCUUUCUACACUUGUGUUCGACGUCCAGAAGAAUGAUUUUCUGUCAUCAGCGCCACCUUCCUUAUUAUUCUUAUUUCACACAGUCGGGUUACUGCCUCGGUGAACUACCUACGCAAGCUGCUUUCUUUCUAAAUGUGAUUAGACAGGUUCCCUUGAUUGGACCGUGGCCAAAUGAUGUUUAAUUAAAAUCAUUAUUCUAUAAAUAUUUAAAUGAACUCAUUUUUAAGUUCUCUUUCUUGCACAGUAUUACCGAAUAAUGAUUUCACAUGUAGACAGACGGGAAUUUUUUUUUUUUUGUAGUAUCCCGUCCUACUUCAGCUUUUCUUUCCUUGUUUAAUUGAUUGCACUGUAUCUGAUUCCGUAGAACCUCCUUUUGUUUGCUUUGGAACAUUAUUUUAUUACAUCUUUUAGUCUUUUAUAGGCCGUUCAUGACACUAAAUGUAUAAAGGCGGAGGGGGGAUUAGAAACCUGCUUGCUCUAGGUACAAAUGAUAAUGGGAAAAACUAGUGUAAUUUUGAGCAUGUUUGGUGAGUGAUUUUGAAAAAAAAAAUAAACACAGAAAUAAACACAGAAAUAAACACACUAAGUCUGUUAAAGGUGCUGAACUUUUCACAGUGCCACCCUGAAGCAGUGUAAAUGCAUCUGUAUUCGAGUUCAAAGUUGUUUUUCAAAUCCACCGUGUAUUGUUAUCCUCAGUCUUGCUCUUUUGAGAUUUUUACUCCGCACUGUAGAUUUCUGUAAGAGUUAUUAAUGUCUUGAAUGCGCAAUAUACAGAGGAACCCAGCUGGUCUCCAAAACACUUAUUUCUGUAAUUAUUCUCUACACUAUUGCUGUCCAAAUGUGAAGGUCAUUUUUGCGGUGUAUGAAAGCAUUUAGAAUAUACUUUUAGAUGAAUAUAAAGGCAAAUAAAUGAAUAAAUAAAUAACCUUUCCUCUCAUAUGUUGCCCUUCUAGUCAUUGGUAAAUGGUCUGCACUUAUAUAGCGCUUUUAUCCAAAGCACUUUCCACUGGUUCUCAUUCACUCACACACACCACUGGGAGCAGAGCUGCCACGCAAGGCGCUAACUUGCCAUCGGGAGCAGCUUGGGUUCCAACAAGUUGCUCCCGCAACAUCAAGCAACUUGGGAGCAACAAGUGUCUCGCCCAAGGACACUUCGAAAAGUGGAGUCAUGUGGGCCAGGAAUCGAACCGCCAACCCUACGAUUAAUGCACGACCCGCUCUACCACCUGCUCCACAUCAUUGAUCAUAAUAUACAUAUUGAAAUAAUAAACAGAUAAGUUGCUUAUGAAGAACAGCUCAGCCUGUCAGUGGAAUCAACACCGCUAUGCAAAAAAAAAAAAAGUAAGAAAUGUGUUUUCAGAAGAUCUUAAGAACAGGCGUCUGCAAGAUGUAAUGAAAAGAGACGAGCCUGUGCUUGUGCAGUUCAUAUAUUUUUUUUUUUUUUUUUUGUAGUAUCCCGUCCUACUUCAGCUUUUCUUUUCUUUUUUUAACCCACCCUUGUUUAAUUGAUUGCACUGUAUCUGAUUCCGUAGAACCUCCUUUUGUUUGCUUUGGAACAUUAUUUUAUUACAUCUUUUCGUCUUUUAUAGGCCGUUCAUGACACUAAAUGUAUAAAGGAGAGGAGGGGAGGGGAGGGGGGGAUUAGAAACCUGCUUGCUCUAGGUACAAAUGAUAAUGGGAAAAACUAGUGUGAUUUUGAGCAUGUGUGGUGAGUGAUUUUGAAAAAAAAAUAAACACAGAAAUAAACACACUAAGUCUGUUAAAGGUGCUGAACUUUUCACAGUGCCACCCUGAAGCAGUGUAAAUGCAUCUGUAUUCGAGUUCAAAGUUGUUUUUCAAAUCCACCGUGUAUUGUUAUCCUCAGUCUUGCUCUUUUGAGAUUUUUACUCCGCACUGUAGAUUUCUGUAAGAGUUAUUAAUGUCUUGAAUGCGCAAUAUACAGAGGAACCCAGCUGGUGUCCAAAACAUUUAUUUCUGUAAUUAUUCUCUACACUAUUGCUGUCCAAAUGUGAAGGUCAUUUUUGCGGUGUAUGAAAGCAUUUAGAAUAUACUUUUAGAUGAAUAUAAAGGCAAAUAAAUAAAUAACCUUUCCUCUCAUAUGUUGCCCUUGUAGUCAUUGGUAUAUGACUUAUAUACUUACACUUAUAUAGCGCUUUUAUCCAAAGCACUUUCCACUGGUUCUCAUUCACUCUCA